CACGGAACGUACUAGCUGCUGGACCCCUUUCACUCAUGCUUGCCCGGUGUCGGAAUCGGAAUGCUACAGUGGUAGAGAAACGUGGAGUGAGACUUUAAACUGCUCGCUGAGUCGUUUGCUAAAUCUAAUGUCACUUGACUCUAUUAUGAUUGAGAGGUUAGAGUGACCAUAGUAAAAAAAAAAUGCAGGUUUCUAGCGUGAAUGACGUGAAGAUAUACAAUUUAAGUCACGGAAAAUCUCUACCAGAGUGGCUUUCUGACCGGAAGAAAAGGGCUUUGCAGAAGAAAGAUGUCGAUGUCCAGCGCAGGAUCGAACUUAUCCAGGAUUUCGACAUGCCUACAGUGUGUACCUCCAUAAAGGUGUCCCGGGAUGGACAGUACAUUCUGGCAGCAGGCACCUACAAACCGAGAAUUCGCUGUUACGACACCUACCAGUUGUCCCUGAAGUUUGAAAGAUGUCUGGAUUCCGAUGUGGUGGCCUUCGACAUCCUCUCCGAUGACUACUCCAAGCUGGUGUUUCUGCGCUGCGAUCGUUACGUGGAGUUCCACUCCCAGCACGGGCACUACUACAAAACUCGCAUUCCCAAGUUCGGCCGGGACUUCUCCUACCACUACCCGUCAUGUGACCUGUACUUUGUGGGUGCCAGCUCUGAGGUUUACAGGCUGAACCUGGAGCAAGGCCGAUUCCUCAACUCCUUACAGACAGACGCAGUGGAGAACAAUGUGUGUGACAUCAACCCUGUGCAUCAGCUGUUUGCUACGGGAACAGCAGAGGUACGUGUGCUGGGCGGGGCUUCGAGCUUGUCCCGUCCCGCCAGGGUGGAAGGCCUCCCGUCCAUCAGCGCGCUCAAGUUUAACGGAACCCUGAACAUGGCCGUGGGGACGAGCACCGGACAGGUGUUGCUGUACGAUCUGCGCUCCAGUUGCCCCCUGCUGGUUAAAGACCAUUACUACGGCCUGCCCAUCAAGUCCCUGAACUUCCAGAACCAGCUGGACCUGGUGCUGUCGGCAGACUCGAAGAUCAUCAAGAUCUGGAACCGAGACACGGGCAAACUGUUUUCCUCAAUCGAACCAGAAACUGACGUCAAUGAUGUAUGCGUGUACCCAGACUCAGGAAUGCUGUUCACAGCCAAUGAAGGACCCAAGAUGAACACGUUCUACAUGCCGGCCCUCGGCCCCGCCCCUCGCUGGUGUUCCUUCCUGGAUAACCUGACAGAGGAGCUGGAGGAGAGUCCGGAGAGCACCGUCUACGACGACUACAAAUUCGUCACCCGCAAGGACCUGGAGAACCUGGGUCUGUCUCACCUGGUGGGGUCUGCACUGCUGCGAGCCUACAUGCACGGCUUCUUCAUGGACAUUCGCCUCUACCACAAGGUGAAGACGAUGGCGAAUCCCUUCGCCUACGAGGAAUACCGCAAGGAUAAGAUCCGGCAGAAGAUCGAGGAGAAGCGAACUCAGAGAGUGCAGGUCAAGAAGCUGCCCAUGGUGAAUAAGGAGCUGGCCAUCAAGCUGAUGGAGGAGGGAGAUGAAGAGGAGCAAUCCAACAGGAGGAAGAAGGGCAAGGCCGUAACCAGCAUCCUGAAUGACAACCGCUUCAAGGUGAUGUUUGAGAAUCCCGACUACCAGGUGGACGAGCAGAGCGAGGAGUUCCGUCUGCUCAACCCCAUCAUCUCCAAAGUGAGCCAGAAACGGCGCAAGAAGCUCCGCCUCCUGGAGAAGCAGGCCGCCGCCCAACAGAAGGAGGAGCAGGACGAGGAGGAGGAGGAGCCGGAGGGCCGGGCCAGCUCGGAGGAGAGCUCGGACGACGACAAGAGCUGGGUGGAGGAGGUGCGGGAGCAGCGGCGCCUCCUUCGGGUGGAGGAGCGGAGCCGCAAGCGGCAGGACAGGAAGCAGCAGGAUCGCGAGACCAGCCUGGAGAGCCAGAACCAGAACCAGAACCAGAACCAGAGCCAGAACCAGAACCAGAGCCAGAACCAGCCCCGCUUCUUCCAGAUCAAGGCUGGCGAGGAUUUCCGGAGCUUCGGGGACGUGGGCCGCAAGCAGAAGCUGCAGAAGGCCUCGUUGGAGGACCGUCUGAAGCUGGAGGAACAUUCCGGAGCCCUCAGCAUGGCCGAUUCGACGGUUGGCAGCAAGCAGCUCACCUUCACCCUCAAGAAGUCGGAGCAGCAGCGGCAGCAGCACAAGGCCGAGCGAGAGCACCUGGAGGAGAGGAAGAAGCUGAGGCGGUCUGCCGGACACCUGCAGACGCGCGGGAGGGGGCGGGGUCAGGGGCGGGGCCGGGGGCGGGGCUGGGGGAGGGGCCGGCACUGACUGGCAGGACCUGGGGGUGGUCACUGAGGAAAAGAGGCGGAGCCACAGUCAGGGAGUUUGUGUUAGCUCUGGUCCAAAGGACGCAGGCUUGUGUGUCUUUCCCCAUGUUUUAAAAUAGCCUUUUGAUGAUAUAUUUAUACCACCGGGUCAGGGAGGCCAUUUUGGAAACCUCCUCUCCAGGUUACGUAACAGGGGUGUUAUGUGUGUGUGUGUGCGUGUGUGCAUGUGCGUGUGUGUGUGUGUUCAGUGAGGGCAGGCUGUGUUCUGUUAGGACUAAAGUCAAGUCUCAUUUUCAAGUUUAUCUGAAUUAAUGAAUUUACCAGACCCCUUCAUGAGUAUUUCACUGAACAAAUUUACCUUGUCUGUGUGUGUGUGUGCGUCUCGUGUGCGUCUCACUUGUCUAGCCUGUCAUUUCUCCUCAGUCACUGUAGUUCUGUGCAGAUAAACAGGUGUGCUUGACUGAGAUCAUAAAUGCUUUUUAAACACA
This is a messenger RNA of Anguilla rostrata (American eel), 2796 nucleotides long. RefSeq names its product nucleolar protein 10 (gene nol10). The transcript is spliced from 20 exons. Bases 183 to 2309 code for a protein of 708 amino acids. Gene Ontology annotation, biological process: maturation of SSU-rRNA from tricistronic rRNA transcript (SSU-rRNA, 5.8S rRNA, LSU-rRNA). NCBI's taxonomy places the organism in Eukaryota, Metazoa, Chordata, Actinopteri, Anguilliformes, Anguillidae. Gene Ontology annotation, cellular component: nucleolus; 90S preribosome; nucleus. Gene Ontology annotation, molecular function: protein binding. The record is from RefSeq and is a predicted model, not a curated record.